Molecule: messenger RNA, 3263 nt
Organism: Cebus imitator (Panamanian white-faced capuchin)
Lineage: Eukaryota; Metazoa; Chordata; Mammalia; Primates; Cebidae
Product: SLAIN motif-containing protein 2-like
Exons: 2
Coding region: 308-760 (150 amino acids)
Source: RefSeq, a predicted model, not a curated record
AGCUGGCCCCGCCUCGUCGGGAGCUCGCUGCUGGUUUGUCUUGGCGCCCGCCGGACGCCACACCCACUCUCGACUCUGAGGCCACCAACCGGGCCGCCCCGCGGGAGGUGGCGGGACGGAGGGAAGAUGGCGGCAGGGGCCGGAUUUUGGCGCCGCCUCCCCCAACCCCUGACCCGCGCGGUUGAGCCGACUUUUCUGGGGCCAGCGGCGCUACGGAACCCGGGAUGGGGGGAUCCUGGCGGCGGGCCUGGCUCUGCCGUACGCGGGCGCUUCGGCUGGUGUGAGCGGCGGAGACAGCGGGGCCGGGAUGGAGGACGCUAACUCCCAAGUGAACGCGGCCCCGGAGGUGCGGAAGCUGCAGGAGCCGCUGAAGAAGCCGGGGAAGCAACACGAACAGCUGAGGAGCUGCUCGGGCUGUGCGGGGCCCCGGCUCCCUCCGCCCCGCAGCACGGUUCGCAGGCGCCUGCCCUCCCUCCUACGGUGCGGGGUCCCCUCGAGGCUUCCCCUGGGGCUUCAGCGCCAACUCGAGCGGCCGCUCGGGAUGGACCCGAGGCGGACGAGUAGCGCGGAGCUGCGAGGGCAGCUUGCUGGAAGAGCUGGAGCGCCUGCCACCCUGGGAGGAGCGGGAAGAGCGCAGGAGAGCGCGGGGCUGGGCGGGGACGGCCCUGGGGCGGAGGGCGUCCCCGAGGGCCCCUCUGGUCCGGCGCCUGGCUUUGUGCGGCCAGUUCCGCUCUCCGGCGGGGACUCGUGGUGUUCUUGAUCUGGUGUUGCAGAGGGAAGGUCAGCUGGAGUUGGGGGUUGGUUCGAGGCAUGCGAGUACCAGGGCUUGUAGCUGCUUCUCUAGAUUGUGGACCCUCUGGGUGGUGGGCACUACUGGGGUCUAUGGGUUAGUUGGAUUGUGCGCCGCGGGGAGGAGUCGGAGGUGGGAAACCGCUUUGUAGAAGAGACCGGCUUUCGGAUGGUGGCCUGGGCAUUUUGGAUGUCGGGGAGGGGUCGGCUUGAUAAGGUAUUGGUGUUUGGGAUCAAUUUCUAGCGGAGAUGGGGAGACCGUGUGGAUUAGCACCACGUGGGGUAAAGCUUGCCACGUGUGAAGAAAGCAGAGCAUGGUGCUGCUUUGUGUGAAGAGUCAAGGGUGGAACAAGAGCCCUGGCUCUGAUUUUUUAAAACAAGAAGUGAGUCUGGCAUUUUGAAGAGCUCUGAUUUAGACAGUUAUAGCCAUCCUUCAUUUCCACGUCCUCCUAGGGGCAGAGAAAAAGAGUCCUAUUUAAAAAUCUAAACCAAAGCUCUAUUGUCAUAAGCCACUUCUUGAUGGAACCGUGACCCACACUUAAUAUGACUUUCAUAAGUAGUACAUGGGAGCUUUUCCCCUCGUUUUAUUAUAAAGGUGUCUGGGAAAUUCUGUUAAUUCAUCCUUUUUAAAGUUUUGCCUUUUACCUAAAAUGUCUCUGCCCUGUUGAAAUUCAAGCUUCUAACGGUGAAAUCGAAAUCAUUCAUAGACUCGUAUUGCAGGGCCACAACUGUGCAGUGUUCGGAGGUAGUUAAGAAGUUUGCUGGAUUCAGGCCCUGGCUUUGCCAGGUACUAGCUGUAUGACCUUGAGCAAUACUCUGAGCUUCACUUUUUUCCUCAAUGAUGGAGAAAAUAGCACUUACGUCUAUAGAGUUAGGAAAAUUUAGUAAAAUCCAUGUAUACAUUUAGCAGUGGAUAUGGCAUGUAGUAAACUCUAUAAACCUAGCUGCUAUUACUCUUAAGCCUAGUUAUUUGAAUCAGGAAACAUUUAGUGAGCUCUCACAUGUUAUAGGAGACUCUGAAGAUUCUUAAGUGUUGAUCUCUGUUCAUAAGGCAGUUUUAGUCUUGUUGAGAGCUAAGUUCUAUGCAGUUCAAUAAACUAGAAAGUGCACAGUGAAUUGCCGAAAGAGUGAUAGAACAAAAAGUACUGACUGUGCUCAGUAACUGAGAAGAAAAUACUAGUCCAAAGUAAUUGGGCCCAACUUUGAGGAGGAGGUGGCUUUGGAGUCUGGAAGGUAGGCAAGAGUGGGAAGGGCCCAAGAGCAGAGUCAGAGGUAUUUGUAACUCCCAGUUAGGAAGAUUUGAAUAACAGAAGUACGCUAGAGUAUAUGAUAACAAGCCUUUAUUUUAUUACCAAGUGUUAUCAAAUAUUAGAGCUGACUGUGGUAGUGAAAGUUUUUCAUAGAAAUGUGAAAUUGCAUCCUCCCAAAGGAAUCCUAAGUAUGUAUGCGCUUUAAAAGAACCCAGAAUCAUCUGCAUAUUGUUAUGUGGCUCUUGCAGGUGAUGAUGACAGUGAUGCUCAUAAUGAUAAUGAGCUGCACUCAGCAGCCCAUUUUAGGUUAAGUAUUAUUAGAACACAUUAAGUCCACUUGGAGAAGCCGAUUAAGUCUUUGGCUGCUUUGGUUCCUGAGCAUGAGUUUGGUUAAGCUUUUACAAAUUUGGUUAAAGUCUUCCUAAAUACUAUGCCAGGAGUUUGUUUUGACCAGAUGAUUCUCACUUCUUGCUUUGAUCCUGGCUUCAUAUCUAGAUGUUAUAGAUGUCCUACACUUUCUGAGAGCAUUUGUGUAAACUGAAAUUUGGAUAAGUCAUUCUGUCUCAGAAUAUAGUAUACUAUAUUCUUCAGGAAUCCUCACAUACUCAUUCUUCCUUUCUUUUUCCGAGUUCGAGGGAUUCUCCUGCCUCAGCCUCCAGAGUACCUGGGAUUACAGGAGCUUGUUCGGCUGCUCCAGCAGACAGUACGGUCAUCCCAGUAUGACAAGUAUUUCACUAGCAGCCGGCUCUGCAAGGGGGUCCCAAAGGACACACUUGAGCUUCUGCACCAAAAAGAUAAUCAGAUUCUGGGCCUCACCAGACAGCUGGAGAGUCUCAACCUGGAGAAGGAGAGUCUUCAGCAGGAAGUGAGGAUGCUGAAGAGCAAGGUGGGUGAGCUCAAUGAGCAGCUAGGGAUACUGAUGGAGACUGUCCAAGCCAAGGACGGGGUCAUCAUCAAGCUCAGCAAGGGUGAUGGCAGCGGACCUCCUCCCACCACAGCACCUGGCUCCCCAUCGGCUGUGCCUAUUGGCAGGGACCAGCUGGAACUGGAAAGGCUGAAAGUAAGAGCAGGGCAGGGUUUCUGGUGAUUGGCAUGAGAGACCACUUAUGUCACCCUAGAGGCCUGGCCUCCGUGAGCUGAUUUGGUGUGAUGGCAGAACAGCUGCACACCUUUCCCCCCCCACCAAGUGUAAUAGCACUUACCAUCAAAUAAUCAUUAAUCUUC